AUGGGGAAUUGUGUUUCUAGUUAAGAUGAUAUCCGUAAUGCAAACAAAGUUUCACCUGUUUCAUUAACAAUAAAACAUUUCACUUGGAAUCGUGAUUCUCAUGGUCUAUUUGAUUAUGAAAACAAGAAUGUUAUAAAAGGACAGAUAAAAGCAAACACCCAAUUAAUGAGAUUAAUUCGUUAAAAAGAAAAUAUUAAAAUAAUCUAAACGAAAGAGGAAUUAUAAUAAUUCUAAAAUUAGCCAGAUGUCAUAGAAUUACUUAAAUUGACUCGUUAAUUUUCUAAAUAUCAGGUUGAAUCUAGUUUAAGGGUCUCAAAGGCAGAAGAUUAAGAAGGAUUGAAUGACAACUGCCCAUGGAUAGUUGUAAAAUCAACCAAAAGUCAAUUAUCUGAUGGAUAAGGAUAUGAUUUAAGGGAAGGAGAUUACGUAAAAUUGGGGAGAGUGAGAUUUAGAAUUAGAGAAAUCAAAUGUUCAGUUGAUAAUAACAAUACAAACAAAGGUAACAUGGAACCAGAAUUGUAAAAAUAUGUAUCUGAGAAAUGCUUAAAUACAAUGAAUAUCAAUACAUAGGAAGACGAUAAAAGAAGUUAAUCAGAAGAGCCUUGCUGUCGAAUAUGCUAUAACGAUUCUCAAACAAAUAAAGACAAUCCCUUGAUUGAUUGCUGCAAAUGUUAAGGUUCUGUCAAAUACAUACAUAUAUAAUGUCUAUAAACUUGGUUAGUUAGUAAGUUAUCACCUAAAACAACCAAGUUUUCAGUUUCAUUCCAAUGGAGAUAAUUUGAUUGCGAAGUUUGCAAGGCAAUUAUUCCGAGUAGAAUUAGAUAUCAGGACCGAAUUUUUGAGACGAUUAUUAUACCUAAGCCAGAUGCACCAUACAUAACUUUGGAAAUCUUAAGUCGAGAACGCAAUAAGAGUAAGGGAACUCACAUAAUCAGUUUUGCAUAAAAAUAACAAAUCAAAUUGGGCAGAGGUCAUGAUUCGGAUGUAAGGAUUACAGAUAUUUCAGUAUCUAGAUGUCAUGCUUUGAUCAAAUUUAUUAAUUCUGGAUUUGUGAUUGAAGAUUAAUAAUCGAAAUUUGGAACUUUAGUCUUAUUGAAGAAUCCUGCUUAGAUGUCUGUUGACAGUAACAAUAAUAUGGCCAUCUAAGUGGGAAGAAGUGUAGUUAGUUUUUAAGUUUCGAAAGAUUGGAAUAUAAUCUCAUCCACAAAUAAAGGAAAUGUGUAGGAGGAUUAAAUGCUACAAGAUGACACAGAUUUAAUUGGAAAUGCAGUGGGUGAUGAAGAUCAAGCAUAGAUUGAAUAAGAAUUACAAAACUUUGAAGAACAUACACCAUGA
Messenger RNA from Paramecium tetraurelia, 1335 nucleotides. RefSeq lists its product as uncharacterized. Gene Ontology annotation, molecular function: protein binding; zinc ion binding. The transcript is spliced from 8 exons. The record is from RefSeq and is a predicted model, not a curated record. NCBI's taxonomy places the organism in Eukaryota, Ciliophora, Oligohymenophorea, Peniculida, Parameciidae.